Molecule: messenger RNA, 2801 nt
Organism: Mauremys reevesii (Reeves's turtle)
Lineage: Eukaryota; Metazoa; Chordata; Testudines; Geoemydidae
Gene: RBM39
Product: RNA binding motif protein 39
Exons: 17
Coding region: 322-1890 (522 amino acids)
Biological process (GO): mRNA processing
Cellular component (GO): nucleus
Molecular function (GO): RNA binding
Source: RefSeq, a predicted model, not a curated record
UGGUGUCUCGCGAGAUUCGUGUGUCAAGGACGCUCUCAGCCUUGUUUGUUUUGUCUCAGUGUCGCGAGAGCCCGUGCAACGGGCUCUGGGCGACCCCGUGCGUGAGUGCGCGGAGCUCCCAAGCAGCCAGACGCGGCGGGCGCCAUUUCAGGGAGCAGUCGCCGCCGCCACCAGAGCUGGCCCGAAGCGGCCUUUAGUAUCCGAGCCGCCCCCUUUUCUGAGGGACUCGCCGCCGCUGGGCCUAUCCCCGUCCCUAGUGCCACCGGAUCCCGGGCACCUGAGCCAGAAGCGCAACCCACAGCAGCGCAGGUGUCCUGAAAAAUGGCUGACGAUAUUGAUAUUGAAGCAAUGCUUGAGGCUCCUUACAAGAAGGAUGAGAACAAAUUGAGCAGUGCCAAUGGCCAUGAAGAGCGCAGCAAGAAGAGAAAAAAGAGCAAGAGCAGAAGUCGCAGUCAUGAGAGGAAGAGGAGCAAAAGUAAAGAGCGCAAACGAAGCCGUGAUCGUGAGAGGAAAAAGAGCAAAAGUCGGGAAAGGAAACGCAGCAGAAGCAAAGAACGCAGACGUAGCCGCUCUAGAAGUAGAGAACGUAGAUUCAGAGGCCGCUAUAGAAGUCCAUAUUCUGGUCCAAAAUUCAACAGUGCUAUCAGAGGGAAGAUUGGUCUGCCUCACAGCAUCAAAUUAAGCAGACGGCGCUCCAGAAGCAAAAGUCCAUUCAGAAAAGACAAGAGCCCUGUUAGAGAGCCAAUUGAUAAUUUGACCCCUGAAGAGAGAGAUGCUCGAACAGUGUUCUGUAUGCAGUUGGCUGCAAGAAUUCGGCCAAGAGACUUGGAAGAAUUUUUCUCUACUGUAGGAAAGGUUCGUGAUGUGCGGAUGAUCUCUGAUAGAAAUUCAAGACGUUCCAAGGGAAUUGCUUAUGUAGAAUUUGUUGAUGUUAGUUCAGUGCCUCUGGCAAUAGGACUAACUGGACAGCGUGUUCUGGGAGUACCAAUCAUAGUACAAGCAUCGCAAGCAGAGAAAAACAGAGCAGCAGCAAUGGCCAAUAACCUACAAAAAGGCAGUGCUGGGCCCAUGAGACUGUAUGUAGGAUCAUUACACUUCAACAUAACUGAAGAUAUGCUUCGUGGAAUCUUUGAACCAUUUGGUCGGAUUGAAAGCAUUCAGCUGAUGAUGGAUAGUGAAACUGGACGCUCCAAAGGAUAUGGAUUUAUUACGUUCUCCGAUUCAGAGUGUGCCAAAAAAGCAUUGGAACAACUAAAUGGAUUUGAGCUAGCUGGCAGGCCAAUGAAAGUAGGUCAUGUAACAGAACGCACUGAUGCUUCCAGUGCUAGUUCAUUUUUGGACAGUGAUGAACUGGAAAGGACUGGAAUUGACUUGGGAACAACUGGUCGUCUACAGUUGAUGGCAAGACUUGCAGAGGGUACUGGUUUGCAGAUUCCCCCAGCUGCACAACAGGCUCUGCAGAUGAGUGGAUCUUUAGCAUUUGGUGCUGUGGCAGAUUUGCAAACCAGACUUACCCAGCAGAAUGAAGUUCUGGCUGCAGCUGCUUCUGUACAACCACUUGCAACACAAUGCUUCCAGCUUUCCAAUAUGUUUAACCCUCAAACUGAAGAAGAAGCUGGCUGGGAUACAGAAAUUAAGGAUGAUGUUAUUGAGGAAUGUAACAAACAUGGAGGAGUUAUCCACAUUUAUGUAGACAAAAAUUCAGCUCAGGGCAAUGUGUAUGUCAAAUGCCCUUCAAUUGCUGCUGCCAUUGCAGCUGUCAAUGCAUUGCAUGGAAGGUGGUUCGCAGGUAAAAUGAUUACAGCAGCAUAUGUUCCUCUUCCAACAUACCACAAUCUUUUCCCUGAUUCCAUGACUGCAACCCAGCUACUGGUUCCUGUUCGACGAUGAAGAUGGAUUUCGUCAGUUUUGUAUAUAACUAUUUUUUGGAGGAAGAUUGAGUUAUCUUUUAUUUAGAUAAAACUAAAGGAAAGGGUUUAAUGUCAUUUUGUGUACACUUCCCGUUACCUUUUAAAAAAUAAAAACUGAGUAAGCAGGAAUGCAGUGUGCUCAUUCUCCCUAACUAGCAUUCCCACUGUGUACAAAGCUGUUGACUUCUUGUUCUGCCUUGUAAUUCUUGUACAUUUACUAAGGUGUUCUGUAGGAACUGAGAAGUAGCUCAUAGAAACGAAUUUUCUGUAAAAGGCAGAUGGGACAUAAUGACAUUUUUAAUGUUUCACAAGCCUUUCUUUUAAUGCAGUAAUUACAUUUUACAUUUCACUAAAUAUAGGUGCUCUGUUAAAGGUCAAUAUCUGAUAGAAUUUAUGAAGGGACAUAUUUAGUGUUUUGUAUAAAUGGAGAAUUCAAAAGGCUACUGAAUGAGCUGGUUUUGGUCAGCUACACAGCUUGUUUUAUGCCGAACAGUUGGUGAGAAUGGGAGGAUUCAAGCAUUUUAUUUCUUGAUGGCAACUUUUGAUUGAUGUAUCUGUAAAAGUUUCUUUGUAAAUACUGUGUGAGGUGUGUCUAGGGUUCCAAACAAAACACUCUCUGCAUUUCCAGAGAAAAAUUGAAUUGAAUACAGGUAGUGUGCACAGUUUAAUGAUACUCAGCAAAGCCUAAGAAUAAGUAGAAAAUGCAGAAAUAUGUUUUGUCUGGUUGCAUAUAAUCUUUGCUCUUUUUAAGCUCUGUGAGCUCUGAAAUAUAUUUUUGGGUUACUUCAGUGUGUUUGACAAGACAGCUUGAUAUUUCUAUCAAACAAAUGACUUUCAUAUUGCAACAAUCUUUGUAAGAACCACUCAAAAAUAAAAUUCUCUUAAAAAGGC